Molecule: messenger RNA, 2271 nt
Organism: Penicillium pulvis
Lineage: Eukaryota; Fungi; Ascomycota; Eurotiomycetes; Eurotiales; Aspergillaceae
Exons: 2
Coding region: 1-2271 (756 amino acids)
Biological process (GO): transmembrane transport
Cellular component (GO): plasma membrane
Molecular function (GO): transmembrane transporter activity
Source: RefSeq, a predicted model, not a curated record
AUGUUCUCGGAAUAUGCCUCACGCUUCCUCGCCCAGUCACAGUCGCGAGUAGCAUCUCGCCCGGACGAACUGCAAAGAACUGGUCGUGCCCACCCCAACCAGCGCCAGGGCAGUUCACGAAACCCACCCUCACGUUCUUACCUUAGAACUGGGGAUCCCUACCGGCCUGGCGCCUCCCAAAUAUCCAACUUCCCGUUCGCCUCCCGGGCGUCAGCCCAACAAGCUCCUCUGUUCUUCAGUGCCACCGAUGAAUUCCGGGAAGAAGACGAUGAAACGGAGCGUGAGCGUGAGAUUGCCGAUUUCUAUGCAUUGCAACGAUCACGGCGACAUUUUGGAGACAGUCACUUGAAAGACUCUUCUGAACUCGAUGACGAUUCAGAACGGUCGGUAGGAUUUGAUGAGGGUCAUUCGCCAUACGAUGACGAUCGCCCCGGCAAUGGGAAGGGAAUCAAGAGCUCAUGGCGAGGAGAGAAGGGUAUCCCGGCUCCUCAUCAAUCUCGGAUCGAGGCUGUGGAAGAAGUGACGGAGCCCGUGCCCGGGCCUAGUUCCAGCCCAGACAAUGCUAAAGCUCGAGAGAAUUUGGUUGACAUAGGCUUGGAGGACUCCAUUCGAGACAACCUGGACGAUGAUGACCGUGUCCCCUCAGAGAUCCUGGGUGAUGAACCGCCUAUUCAACGUUUCCGAGAAAGACCGGUAACCAAGGGAGAUCACUUUGGGCUUAACCGAUUUGAAGCUUCUGCGGAACAUACCAAACCAUUACCCUCGAAUGGCCCGCGACCGCCGAGCUCGGCAGGUUCAUUUCCGACGUCCAUCUCCCCGCUCGCAUCGGAAUUCUCGGUGCAUGAUGCUUUUUGGGGUCAGUUAUUUUUGAUUUCCCUUGCCGGAUUAUUUGCCACGGCAAUUCUUGUCUAUCUACACACGUCCACUCCAGCCGGGGACCAGCGGAAGUGGGGCGAUACCAUUUACUUCACUGUCCACCGCUCUUUCUUUCUUCUUGGAAUCUAUACCCUUAUCUCGAUUUUUGUGUCGCUUGUUUGGCUUGCUUUACUGCGAUCCUACGUUCGACUUCUAGUCUACGUAAUCAUUGUCGCUGUUCCCGUCAUUCUAUACACUUUCUCCUUAUAUCCAUUCAUCUCGAGCUUCAAGGGCGAAUGGCAUGGAUCUAGCUUUCAAGACAAGGCCAUGCGCUGGGGCUCGCUUGUCCCAUUCCUGAUGGCGAGCCUCUGGAUUUACAACGUUGCGCGGGGCCGUCAGUCCAUCGGCAAAGCGAUUGGUGUCCUUGAAUUCUCCUGUCGGAUUCUGGCUGCGAACCCGGAGCUUCUUGCCUUGGGGCUGGGUGUGCUAGCUUGUGUCGUCUCAUGGACCUGGAUAUGGAUGCUCAUGUUUACACGCGUGUUCUUGGGCGGCCACCUGGCCGAAUCAAGGUCCUUCAUCAUCGACCUAAGUAGCUGGUGGCUGGGCGUCUGUUUUGUGAUCAUUUACUUGUGGUCGAUUGGGGUGAUAGCUGGUAUCCAGCGUGCCGUUACAGCUGCCACCGUCAGUCAAUGGUAUUUCCACAGACUGGCAAGUCCAGCACCCACCUCAAGACAAAUCGUUCAUGCUGCCAUCGUUCAUGCUACCACGACCCUGUUCGGUACGAUUUGUCUGUCUCGGCUCCUCAGUCUCUUGAUUCGGCUGCCUCUGCUCUUGCUCCCUAGCCGCAUAUCUUCGUUGCUGAGCCUAUUUGCCUACUCAUUAAUUCCAAGUCCCAUCGCCUUUCUCACUAACCCCCUUGCCCUCACCUAUGGUGCCAUUCAUUCACAGCCACUGGCCGCUUCCGCACGCGGACUGAGUCAGAUGACGGUCCUCGCUCCGUCGGCCGCUUCAUCGUCACUUCAUCCCCGCGCCUAUUCUCGCUCCCCGGGGGCUUCAGCUUCACUACUCUCCUACCGGCUCUCUAAAAUGAUCCUCCACGCUGCACGCUUCAUGAUGUCAUUGGCGUUGGGGUUUGGUGGCUGGGUUACCACUGCCCGUAGCCUCACCACUGUCGCUACCGGCAAUACGAUUCGGGGUAGUUUAUAUGCCUAUGUUGUUGGUCUUAUUGCGGGCAUGAUUGGCUGGAGCAUCCUUGGUGCUAUGGAAAGUGUCAUCGCGGACAUUGUGGAUGCGUCAGUGAUCUGCUGGGCGAGUGAAAUCGGGAUUCAUGGCCGUGAGGCCCGGUAUUGCCGUGAAGCUGGAUGGCUCUUUGGCGACUCGAAUUCCGAUUUCCAGUCUGACUAUCGAGAAGUAUGA